This is a messenger RNA of Camelina sativa (false flax), 1383 nucleotides long. RefSeq names its product GDSL esterase/lipase At2g04570. The record is from RefSeq and is a predicted model, not a curated record. NCBI's taxonomy places the organism in Eukaryota, Viridiplantae, Streptophyta, Magnoliopsida, Brassicales, Brassicaceae. Gene Ontology annotation, molecular function: hydrolase activity, acting on ester bonds.
UCAUUUCCAGCUCAUGGAAUCACACUAUCACAAUCAAAAACCACACAUUAACACUAUGCAACACCUCAAAAGUCUCUUCACAAUUCUCUUCUUAAUAACUUUGUCGCCGCUGACCGUAACGUUUGCAGGUAAAAUACCGGCGAUUCUAGUGUUUGGCGAUUCUUCCGUAGAUGCUGGGAACAACAACUAUAUCCCAACGGUUGCAAGAAGCAACUUUGAGCCAUAUGGACGCGACUUUGUUGGAGGGAAGCCAACCGGACGGUUUUGUAACGGAAAGAUUGCAACGGAUUUUAUGUCUGAAGCGUUAGGGCUUAAACCGAUAAUUCCGGCAUACUUGGAUCCUUCUUACAACAUUUCAGAUUUUGCAACAGGUGUCACCUUUGCUUCCGCGGCAACUGGCUAUGACAACGCCACUUCUGAUGUUCUGUCAGUACUACCUCUAUGGAAACAACUCGAAUACUACAAAGAAUACCAAACAAAACUAAAAGCAUACCAAGGAAAAGACAAAGCUACAGACACCAUAAACGACUCCCUAUACCUCAUAAGCAUAGGGACCAACGAUUUUCUCGAGAAUUACUUCGCUUUUCCUGGCCGUUCUUCGCAGUACUCUGUUGGUCUUUACCAAGAUUUUCUAGCUGGAAUAGCCAAAGACUUUGUGAAGAAGUUACACGAACUUGGUGCUAGGAAGAUCUCAUUAGGUGGAUUGCCUCCAAUGGGAUGCAUGCCAUUAGAGAGAGCCACCAACCUUGGCACGGGAGGCGAGUGCGUUGGACGCUACAACGAUAUAGCGGUUCAGUUCAACGGAAAGCUUGAGAAGCUGGUUGAGCAGCUGAACAAAGAGCUUCCUGGUUCCAACGUCGUUUUCUCAAAUCCCUAUGAACCAUUUAUGCGAAUCAUCAAGAACCCUUCCUCUUUUGGGUUCGAGGUGGUGGGAGCAGCAUGCUGUGCCACGGGGAUGUUUGAGAUGGGAUAUGGUUGCCAAAGGAACAACCCAUUCACAUGUACUAACGCAGACAAGUAUGUGUUUUGGGAUUCAUUUCACCCAACACAGAAGACUAAUCACAUCAUGGCCAAUGCUCUCAUCAACAGCACAUUCACUCACUUCCUUUAAAUGAUUUUUUUUUGUUUUGUUUUUAUGUUCGUAUGGAACUAUCAUUAUUAGGGUCUUCAUUAUAUAUAUAUAGGGAUUGCUUCCCAUAUUUUUGAUCCAAUAAUUAAACAAUGCAGUCUGUAUGUAUUUAUAUUUCAGUAGACUUUCUGCUUAUGUGUUAGUUAGCGAAACCUGUGUUUAUUUUCUAGAUUAUGCCAUGGUGUGUGUGCCUAGCCUAUGUAACUUAUUUUAUUAUCUUUAGUUAUUGUUUCUCAAUACAUCUGUUUUUCAUC